UGGAUAGUUGGUGUUGGUACGUAAUCAUUGAAUAAGUUAGCGUCGUUGUUUGUACGUAGAAAACGGUUUUUCGAUCAAAUUUUAACUUAUAGGUCGGAACUUUUACUAAUAAGAAAAUGUCGGCAUAUGAAAGUCACGGUUACUUUACAGAGAACGGCACAUAUAAAGAUUUAAACCCGUUAACGACCAGAAUAAUUGGUGACUUUACACCAUUUUAUAUUACGAUUGCGAUCUGUACAAUACUAUUGACAUUUAUGAUAAUACUAAAUAUUAUUUGCUGCUGCUCGAAGUACUCGGAUUAUUGGCUAGAUCGUCACACCGGUAAUCGUUGGAUAGUAUCUAUAUGGUCAGCAACUCCACAUCGUCAGCCACCUCUUGAUUUCACCGAGAUCGAAGUUCACAGUCAACCUUUCCAAUUUGCAUCUUACCCAACAAAAGAUUAUCAGGAGGUUCGUAAAAGCGAGUCAGUUGUACCAUCAAUUUCACAGCAACCAUUGACAUAUCUUGAUCUACACGAAAGAGAGAGUGAUAUAUAAAAAUGGCUUUUUUAAUACUAUAUCCUGCAAUUGCUGCCCUGGCGAUGUUUGUGUUGACUGUUAUUAUAUUGAUAUUGAGAUUUGGUGCACAAUGGUGUAAAUUACGUCAUACCACAUUUGCUGAUCAAGAUUAUUACAAUGAAGAUGAUGCAUAUGAACAAAAAGUGUCUUAUGCCUAAAUUACUCGAUAAUAAACAUGCUACCAACACGGCAACAAAAUAACCAAUAUAAGCCAACAUUUAGUCUUAUCACUACUUAAUUAGUCCUGAAAGUAACAAUAAUUUACACUUCUGUCUUAAUUCAUCUGAAACACAACAUAAGGACAGUCAAUCUGGAUAACUGCGGGUUAGAGAAUAACCUGUAUAAGCAAGAAAAAUCUCACUUAUCCAUUUUUGAAUGUAUUUAGCAAUUAUCACAGUGAUUUGGUCAGAGUACAGUUGUAAACCAUGUAUAAUUAAUGAAUGAAAGUAUUUGAAUAUUUAAUUUUAUAUGUCAUUUGACUUAGAAUUAGGGAAAGUAAUAUAACAAUUUUUUUUUGUAUAACCUACAGUAUGGCAAUUGUUACAAUGUUGCAUUCCAUUUUUUUGUUGUGUUUAUUUUAAAGACAAUUUAUUUUGCAUAUGAAAAUUUUAGCUUUACGUAAGCAGUUAAGUUGUUUUCAAGCAAACAUCUAUUCUUUUUUGUUUUAAAGUUACAUAUAGUUUUAACAGGUUAACAAUGACUUCACUACCAAAACUCAUGUAUAAAACAUGACAACAUUGGUACUGUGGAAACUGGAAGAAACAGUGAUGUAUAUCUUGAUUUUUUAUUUUAUUUUCUUUGUAGUGAUUUUUUUUAUCUUUGUAUUUUUUAAACUUUUUUGGUAAAGCCAGUAUUAUUUAUGCAAUUAAUAGCAAAAAUGUAUGAAAAAUAAACAAUUUCUUAGAUUGAGUUAUGUGAAUGUUUUUCAACAUUUAUGGAUAUUCAACAUAUUUUUAAGGUUUUUUAAUUUUUUUGUAUUGUCCGUCCACGUUGAUUACAUUAUAGUGUUAUCAAUUUAGAAUUAUAAAGAUUUAAGUAUAAUUUUUAUAUUAUAAAAAUGUAUAUGCGCAUUUUUUACAAGGUCAAUAGCACAUAAUGUUAAUUAUAUAUAAAAUAUGAUUAAGUUAAU
Papilio xuthus (Asian swallowtail) is the source of this 1686-nucleotide messenger RNA. Lineage: Eukaryota; Metazoa; Arthropoda; Insecta; Lepidoptera; Papilionidae. The record is from RefSeq and is a predicted model, not a curated record.